Molecule: messenger RNA, 1479 nt
Organism: Meriones unguiculatus (Mongolian gerbil)
Lineage: Eukaryota; Metazoa; Chordata; Mammalia; Rodentia; Muridae
Product: voltage-dependent T-type calcium channel subunit alpha-1H-like
Exons: 2
Coding region: 156-557 (133 amino acids)
Source: RefSeq, a predicted model, not a curated record
CGAGAGCUGGUGCCGGGUGGGCCGGGGGCGCGGGCCCAGGAGGCGGUGCUGGCCCAGCUCCGGGCUCCGGGCUGGGUCCCCAGUGACAGCGCCGCCCCGGGUAUGCCCGCGGGGACGCCGCUGGCCACCGGAGCGAGGUGCUGCCCUCCGCUACCAUGACCGAGGGCACUCUGGCCGCGGACGAGGUCCGGGUGCCCCUGGGCGCUUCGCCUCCGGCCCCUGCAGCGCCGGUAAGGGCUUCCCCAGCGAGUCCUGGGGCGCCGGGGCGCGAGGAACAGCGAGGAUCCGGGUCCGGCGUGUCGGCUCCCGAGAGCCCAGCGACCGAGUGUGGUGCGGACCUGGGCGCCGACGAGGAACAGCCCGUCCCAUACCCGGCACUGGCUGCCACGGUCUUCUUCUGCCUCGGGCAAACCACGCGGCCGCGCAGCUGGUGCCUCCGACUGGUUUGUAACCCAUAUCCUUACAGGGUUGGCAGGGCGCUGGGGGCUGGGGUGUGGGACUCCUUCUGCGUACGCCCUGUGAACCCCGUCUUGUGGGAUCCGGCGCGGGCUGGGUAGGGGUGCGAGGGCAGCGUUCUUCUCAGAGGUGGUAGGGUUACGCCUCGGAACUUGCUGGUGUGAUCUGGGUUCAGAGGCAGCUCGGGACGGGAGAGUAUGGGCGGAAGCAGCGAGGAUGCCGCCGGCUUGGAAGGGAAUGAAAGAUAGUUGUUAACUCCUGCCGUCCUGCCGUCGGAGAGGGGGAGAUGGGAAUCCCCGCCUUCUUAGCUUUCCAAAGGAACACCGGAGCCUAGGUGAAGCCCCUCUCUGGAGACUGGGAGGCCUGAAGGGGAGAAAGUUUUUCACCUGCUCUGUGGGCGCUGUGUUCCAGGCAGGGCUGGUCCCUGGCUCUUUCGCGGAGAGCCAGGGACGUUGGUUGAGAACUCAGCCUUUAAGGCUGAAGUCUGUUCAGGGGCUGAUUUAAGUCAGGCACAGCUGGGGUUAGGGGAGCAGGGAAGCAGCUAGCUUUGAACCCGACCCCCUUCUCCACAGUUGCCUGACUAGAGAGGGAGGGAUUGUGCCUUUUUAAUUUUCUUGGCCCCAAGGCUACAGACUUUCACAGAAGCUUCCAGAAAAGGGUUGGGUCAGUGCUGGAGGCAUUUUUGGGGUGAAAAAAAGAGGCUCCUGGCCACUGAGCAGGUGGCCUUUGGGGGACUGCCCUGGCAGGCUCUGAGGAGGAGCUGAAAAAAAAAAUGCCUGGUAUUGCUUGCUCCUUACCCCUCCCCCAGCAACUCAACAGAGCUGGUCACCAGGGUAGGCUGAGCUGUGGGUGCUGCUGCUGCCUUCCUGGGCUGGGUGGGUGGAGGGCCAGGGAGUUGACAUGGGCCCAUAAACACUCUUCGGGAGAGUCGGAGGCAGAGGCAAAAUGAGCAAUGUGUGUAUAUGUUUCUCUACCUUGUGUGUUUAACUGUAUAAAUAUUAAAUACAAAAGAGAAAUCUGUAC